UGACUCUAUCUGUAUAACACAGUCAAAGGAAGUGAAAUCGAUACACGAUUAGAGACGUUUUUCUUGUUUUAAAUAUUUAUUUGCUGGAAUGAGCGCAGUGUGUUUCUGGUGAUGCAACUGGGGGUUCAACCUAGAAGAGGCACCCACGUAAGGUUUGCUUGUCACCGUUGCGCAGCAUUGUUUUGGAGGGAAGAGGGAAGUGAUCAUAGAUGGAACAGGCGGCGGGAACUGGAAAUCAACUCUCACGAUUGCACAUGAAUUAAGUCAUUUGAUCAACUUAUAGUGUUUUUUUGCAAAUGCUAAUGUUAAAACAUUUAUUCGACACCACAACAUCUAAGUGAUGACGUGAAGAGGAUUUUCAUAAAGCUGGAAUUAUGGAGAGCUGCAGUCACGUCUUCCAAAUCUCAGGGAUCAAAAUUCGUGACAAGAAGAGAGUUUUGAUUCACGGCAUCCAUCACUUGGGUGGAAAAUAUAUUGGGGGCUCAAUCUUCAGGAAGGCUUGCACCCAUCUUGUAGUUCCUCAAGUUUUAUCCAGUGAGAAGUUUUUGGCUUCUUGUGCUGCAGGAAAGUGGAUUGUUACUGUAAACUAUGUUCUGGACAGUGUUAAGAAUGGUUCCUGGCUCCCAGAGGAACCCUAUGAGGUGUCCAUUUCUACAGGCACCUUGUCUUCCUUCUACCCUGUCAGACAGUGGAGGGAGAAGGUGAUGAGUGGGGAAAUAACAGGGGCCUUCCAGGGCUGGACGGUUCUUCUCUUGAUUCGAGAUUCCACCCGCUCGGCCGUGUUCAAACGGCUCUUGAAAGCAGGCCAUGGCAAUGUAUACAGCUAUCCUCCUCCCUCUCAUGCUUCUAUCACUCAUGUAAUGGCCAAGCCCAUUACAAAAGACGCAAGAUCCCACAAUGCUCCUUGCCUUCCUGUAAGCCACAUUGUGCGGCACCUCUUUGGGAAGAAUUCUUUUAACAUGCAUUUCAACAUAACAGACGACGACGAUGAUGAUGAAGUAAAUGAGAUCAGUGUUGUGGACAUUGACUUCUCGGAACUAGAAGCAGAGCUCAGGGAGUUUGCCAUCAAACAAGAGAGGCGACCAAGACUGUUCUUCCUUGAAUUUCUGGAUUACCAUGACCCGUAUCGUCCUUUGUCACAGACUAGUGAAACGGACUUCAGCAGUGUUGGCAGUAUGAUAGAGUGUGGCCUCUUCAUUGAAGCUUUGGACACGAUUCGGAAUGCAGUUUUCCCAGGGUUUCUGCCACCAGCGCCAUACCUGGUCUCUCUCAUCGAAUACGCACAGCAGGGCAGAGCUACAACUGUCUUCUUGCGGAGUUUCCAGCAAGUAAUGCACAGGUUGCUCGUUACCAACCCACCUUGGCUCUCCCCCACCAUCAUGAAAAAAUAUUUCAGUCAGGUGUUGCAGUGUCCUUGCUGCAAGACAGGGCAGUGGCCUUUCCUAGAGACAGCCAUCAGUUACUGCCUGUCCAGUGAAGCCACUUGUCACCAGCUUCCUGGGCCGAACCUGCCAACACUUUUGCACUUCCACGGUGACCUACUGGCAUUUUUUCUCAAACUCUUCCAAGGGGAACUUCACUCUAUACACACUGGCGAUUUCCACCAGCUUUCAGGAGCAGCAGCCUCUCGGGUAUCAACAUCAGGUACAUUGCUGUAUGGAACCUUCUGGACUGUGUGGGAGCACUCCACGCUGUUGUCUUGUGCUGUGAAAAGGCUCAUCCAGCUCACGAUGCAGGCAGUCUCGGAGGACCAUGCUGAGAGGGAAGGGAAGCAGCACAAACAGCAUCUGGCGAACAUCCUCAUUGACCUCCUGUCUGUUUUGGUGGAGUUUUGGUGUCAGCAGCACACCAAACUGAACCAGAACCUUGUGGAAAAGGGCCUGAAAUACCUCGGAGAGCACUUUGCAGUCACUUGCCAAAAUCUGUCUUUAGUGGUCAUAACAGAGUUGGUUGCCAAAGUUUCAUCCACCAGACUGAGACUUGCAUUGGUGGAUGCGAUUUUCAGGAACAUCUGUUGCAAAAAUGGAAUUCCGGUGGGGGAUGAACCUCUCUCUCUGAAGAAAGUGAUGCUGUCUUACUUGCCUGCGCUGGAACAUUUAGCUCAAAGCCCCAGCUGGACGCGCACGGACACCAACUGUGGAACUCUGAGCCCAGUGGAGAAUGAAUCGGAGAAAGAAUGCAUCCCAAGAGGUCUGAACAGAGUUAAUGCAGCAGGAGAGACCCUCCUCCACAGAGCCUGCAAGAGAAACCAAGUGGAGACGGUGCUUCAGAUCCUGGCGCUCCCUGGCACCGAUGUCAACGUUAAGGACCAUGCAGGGUGGACACCUCUACAUGAAGCAUGCAACCACGGCAGCACCGCAUGUGUGGAAGCUUUGCUAAGUCACCGGCCUGCCCCACUCAUUAAUUAUGUGGUGGGCGGAGUCAGCCCUCUGCACGACGCCGUGCUCAACGGACAUCUGGACAUCGCCAAAAUGCUUCUUGAGACUGCAGGUUCUGAGCUCCUCUAUCAACCAGAUGGAAAAGGUCGCACAGCAUUGGACCUCGUCUCCACACCAAGUCAAAGGGCAGAGCUUGUCCACAGCGCACAAGCAGGUGACUCCAACCUAAGGAAGAACGCCACAGAGGUGAUAAACCACACCCUCCUGGAGGCGGGCUCAUGCAUGCUGGCACACCUCAUCGUGUGCCACCAGCAGGAGAAGGGCCUGCCCGGCCGCUCCAACGAUCCCGGCGAUGUUGCCUCCAGCCUAGGAAACACACUGGUUCGGGCCCUGGAGACCCACUCCCUCCAAACGGUGACACAAGGCUGGAUGGACCAAAGAGCUCUGAGACUCGUAAGCGACAUGGACAUGCUGCUGGAUCUGGCCAAACAGAAACUCUCCCGACACGUGUGUGAGGCAGUGAAGGAGUACAAGGGGGAGAAUACGUCACUCCUCAUGGAGAUUCUGGGGAGUCUUUGGGCUCAAGGAGAAAUACUUUUGGCUGAAGUCAACAAAGACUUUUGAAAUAAGCUAUUAAGGGCGUUGGUGGGAUUUAUUUAAAUAGUCCAUUUUACAUUUUAUUUUUAAAUGACCAUGUGAAGAUACACUGAGAAAUCGUCAAUCCACCUGCAUUAUGUGCUUUUUUUUGUACGUUGCCACAUUGGUGAAUGAUUCAACAGUUUAAGUCAUUAUAAUACAGAAGAAGUACAUGUCGAAAAUGUUAUUGAAGUGUGUACUGCCUUAUGCUUGUUUUAAAGUUUAUUUUUACAAAAUAAAGAAUUGAUUAAUUCCUAUCACAGUGUAUAAGUACUAUACAAUAAGUCAAUUGAAUAGACUACAAGUUUACUGAGUUAUAUUGAUACUUAAAGUACACGUGUGUCAAACAAUAUCUAACACAGCUGCCAUCUUGGCGUGGUUGGGUCAUCGUGUCCCUGCUGCUGCUGAUCACCGGCUGCCGUGAUCAAACUGUUGGCUGACACUACAGCGAUUAAAACUACUGCACAGAUUCAAUUGCUGUUUGUGGAAUUGAAUCUCAAACUCACUUUAGGAAAUUGUUGCGUAACAAUAUUGCAUUGAAACAUUGAUAAUGUUUAUUGACUUAUAUUGAUACUUAAAGUGCACUUACAACCUGAAACAUGAAUUUAUGACCUUAGUGAAAGUGACUCAUCUUAAAUACAUAAAGAUCGAUACUUGUUUCGUGAAGUUAUUUGAUAUCACUAACAAAUAUAAUUGUAGUCAUUACUUAUUUCUUUGUGAUAUUUACUCAGCUGCUAAGAAUGCUCCACAUGUAUUUUUAUAUUCUCAUCAUUACAGGGUGCUUUUUGGCAAAAAUGUUGGCAAUUUCAAUAAAAAGGCAAGGUAAUUUAUUUUUUUAAUCAAAAAAGUAUUGAACUGUAACACAAACACAUUGAACCAAACCAGGAAUUUUGUAUAUCGUUGGACCCCUUAAUAUUUAGAAUUUUCAUGAUUUCAAUCAUUUUAUCUUUGUUGGGAAAAUACAGUAAAAAAGACAUAUUUCUGACAGUUAUGAUGGUGAUUAAUGAUGUUUAAAAUGGGUUAAUCUGAAUAAAAACAUGAAUCAUUUGACAGUUAAUUACUGUGGUUGUAGUUUUCAGUGUUAUGCGUCUUCUAAUAUUCUAUAUAUUCGUAAUAAUAUUCUAAUAUUUGUCAAAUGUAUAAUGUAUUUAAUACAACAUCCAAAAUAUUGCAAACAUCUGAAUAUAAUGCAAUUUUUAAUACUCAUCUUGUAUUGGAUCUCGUUAAAUCAUGUAUUGUAAAUAAAAGCAAAGCAAAACAUUGUGGAAUAAUUGAAAACUGCUAAAAAAUAAAACAAUUUAAUGUAUUUAUUUCUUCAACAUACAACUGAUGCAUUUUAUUUCUCCUUUUAUGAGCCAGCCCAUCUGUGCUCCAGCAGUCUCCAUGUCAGGUUGAAGG
This is a messenger RNA of Doryrhamphus excisus (bluestripe pipefish), 4412 nucleotides long. It is a transcript of the gene slf1, whose product is annotated as SMC5/6 complex localization factor 1. Gene Ontology annotation, molecular function: protein binding. Gene Ontology annotation, biological process: positive regulation of double-strand break repair; DNA damage response; protein localization to site of double-strand break. Gene Ontology annotation, cellular component: nucleus; site of double-strand break. NCBI's taxonomy places the organism in Eukaryota, Metazoa, Chordata, Actinopteri, Syngnathiformes, Syngnathidae. The record is from RefSeq and is a predicted model, not a curated record.